Molecule: messenger RNA, 4293 nt
Organism: Cercospora beticola
Lineage: Eukaryota; Fungi; Ascomycota; Dothideomycetes; Mycosphaerellales; Mycosphaerellaceae
Biological process (GO): regulation of DNA-templated transcription
Cellular component (GO): nucleus
Molecular function (GO): transcription cis-regulatory region binding; DNA-binding transcription factor activity
Source: RefSeq, a predicted model, not a curated record
GGGCAGCAAGCAGCGUGAAGGAGGAUGUAGAACUCUCACCGACAUGUUGUCGAGGCAGGAGCUUCACCAUGGGCCAGUCCUCCAGCCAGAUCACGCAACAAUCACAACAAAUCGUGAUCGCAAGAACGCCCACGCCAGAACUCAGCGACGUUGAUCGAGAAGCAGCACGCGGGCAGCCGAACGAGAGCAACGUGAUGGAAACCCUAUCCGACCACGACCACACCACGACGAUACAUUGGAGCCCCAUCAAUGUGCCGCGACCGAACACUGCAGACGCGCCGCCUCUGUCGCAAACCAUUCCGUCAUCCCAACCUACAUCCUCAGCCCCAGCGAAAGUUCCCAAGAAGCGGGUCAGCCAAAGCUCGCAGCGUCGCCUUCUAAGCCCUCGCGUUGUCAAAGUGGUACCAUCGGUGGAAGGUAGCGACGAGGAGGUGCAGCCGCAGCAGAAGAAACGCAAGGCUCUCCCAAAAGCAGCGAGAAGCGAGGAAGACGCCGCGCCAGCACGCUCUGGACAAGUGAAGGCAGAUCGGCGCUUCAGUCCACUUCGCCAAAACAAACCGCGCACAACCGCGCGCCGAAGUCCUACACCGUAUCAUUCGCCAGUACCGCCACCGCCGCAAGUCGUCAUUCCUUCGAGUGAGAUAUUGGAAGCCACGCAGGCGCAGGCGCUGCUCAAUCACGUCGAAGAGUUGCAAGGGCAGUUGUCGAGGGCGCAGAGUCAGCUACAAUCUCCUGACAAACACAAGCAUUCACAGAAUGGCCCAGAUGCUCUGAGCGCAACUGGGAAGAGCGUGCUAGCAGAGCUGCAGAAUAACAAUCAGGGAAGCGAUUGGUUUUCCAAGAUCGACGAGGCUGUUGCUGAAGUGGAAGCGGCACAAAGCAGAUCGAAAGACGCGGAUCAGGUGCAGUUGGCUGUAGGCCAGAUCAGUGAAGCGGAAGAGAGAGGUGCAGCCCCAGAUCAGGCUGAGGGACCUGCUUCAUCGGGUUCCACAGUGCCAUCUACCACUGCAGACCCUGUCCAGGGUCGUUCAAUUGUCAGUGAGAUGAAGGCUUCCUCCGAAGAAAUAGAGGACGACCAAGGCACGCCGGGAACAGAAAUCGAGCAGGCUGAGGAAAGUGAAGAAGGACUGGAAGACGACAGUAUGGACGACGACGCAGGCGAAGAACAAGCCUGGCCCGAGCCUACCGAGGACCAAGUAACAGAGUAUAUGCGGCAGCGCAAGCUCACUGCCGAUGACCUGGAGACCGAGGAGCCCAUUGCGAAUCCACAAGGCGAAUGGGAGACGCGCGAGAACAAGCGCAGAGCAGCUCGGAAUGCAUUACGCGAAUACAUUGUCGAAUGCAGCCUGGAACGUGAGCUCUACAAGGGACUGGCAAAGUAUGUCAUCAACGAGGAAGGCGAGACGUCUGUUGUGUACGCUGCCCGUGGGGAGAAGUUUCCAAUCGCAAAACACACGAAAUCAGAGAAAAGAGAGGCCAAGGCCAAGAAAGAAGGCAUGAAGAGCACUAAGCACUUCUUACACGAGUCAAUUGCCCAGCGUGAUCUAGAGCUACGCAUGAUGGCAGAACAAAGGGCUGCCAACAGUGCAGCGCCCCAAGGCGUUGAGCAUGUGUCUGUGACUGUCCCAACUGCACAAUCGCCGGAUUCGGGCAAGGAAUCACUGGGCCAACAGGAGCAUUCUGAAGACCCUAUGGAGAUUCAAGCCGAAGACGAAGAGCAAGAUCGACCGGAGACCCAAGAAGACGAUCACGACCAGCCCGAAGACUCUGUGUCGCUUCAAGAGGACGACGACGAUGUGGAAGCUCACAGUGUUGUGGACGCGGCUCAAGAGGAUGUCGCGGGAACAGAGGAUGGUGAUCCUGAGGCUGAAGAAAUAGAGGUCAACAAAGCAGCACUCGGGCAGAAGGCGGACGAGGUGCAGGCGGAAGUGAUGCACGCUGAUGCCGCAAAGGACACCGAAGCUGGAGCGCAGGCCGACUACGACGCGACAGCCCCCGAUGCGGUCGACAAGCCUCGGAAGACAACAAGGAGCAAGGGCAAAAAAGCAGCAAUCAGUGCCAAAGAACCACCUUCUGCCGUCGUCGACACGUCCACCGCAGCGAAAUCUCCAGAUCCGGUCGUGAGGAAACAGCGGAAAGUGGCAAGACCACCACGCGUACGCGUCAAUCCUGCACUAGCCGUCCCUGCCGUGAUCCCCACGCCUCCAACAUCUGAUCAAGGCGCCCAUCUUCUCAACACUGCAACGCAAACGUCGAAUGUCGAUGAAUGGCUCGCCGGUCAAAGUCAAGAACCUCCUGUUCCGCCUGAGGAACUCGAGCAGUCUGUGCCUGACGCCAAGAUUUCUCGGAAGCGGAAGCGAAAUUCUGGGGAAGCAGACUUCGAGGUGCCACCAAACGAGGUCGCGACUGAAGACUCCGAUUCGAUGGGCACCGUCAGCAGCGCCGCGGCACAAGAAGCAACGCGUAGCAAAAACAAGCGACGACGUGAGCAUGAGGUUAUGGCGUCAGGAUCGAAACCCAAGAAGCGCAAGUCCAAUGACGACGGACCCGAAAAGCCGGCCAAACCCAAACGCCGAGUGACAAUGAGCGGCCCCUUUACUCAGGAAGAGAAGGAGCUCGCAGACAAAAUCUUCGAAAGCGCCAUGCAGAAGGAAGGACUCAGCGAAGCUCAGCUCAUGGCGCAGGUGCAGAACUGGAAGACUUGCGGCUGCUUCAAGACUGACAUGUUCGCCGCCUUCUCUGAUCGCUCAGUGGAGUCCGUUCGCAAGUUUUGCCAGCGUCGUUAUCACGGACAACAGCGCGGUCCUUGGACUCCAGAGGACGACGAGGCACUUCGGUCCGCUUAUGCGAGGUACCCACUCAAGUGGACAGCCAUCAGUGACCUUGUGGGCAGAACUGCGCAGGACUGCAAAGAUCGCUGGAGGAACCAUUUCGAAUUUGCACACAAAGUCUUGGGUCCGUGGACGAUCGAGGAAGAAGAGCAACUUCUGGCCGCCGUUGAAGAAUGCAUCGACGUGAUCAAGAAUGAGCAGCGAGACGAUCGUGCGCUUCUCCGAGAUCGCGAACGUCUGGAGGCUUUGAUCAAUUGGAAAGUGGUUUCCGAUAAGCUCGAAGGCAAGCGCACCACGAAGCGGUGUCGUGAAAAGUAUCUCAAGUUGCGGGCUUCACAGGCAAAGGCCAAGAACAACGAUGUCUCAUGGAGCACUACACAACGAGCCCGCGACGACGACAAUCCCUCCAAAGUUGCUCAAGCCAAGCGUGCGCUCAAAGAAUUUGAAAUUGGCGACUACUACGAUGUAUUCGUCGAGAUCCAUUCUUCUUUUGAUAAUCCCCAUCAGCACUUCCGUGACGAGAAGAACGUGGUCUGGUCCAUCGUGUCCUCUAAGAAUAUGCACAGCCGAUUCAGUCUAUUCUCAUACGCGAGUCCUUUGCGUAGGGUGGCUCUUGAGCAUGCAAUCGCAAACUGGCCAACCAACAGCGCAAAAAUCAAGCGGAGGCUCGAGAAAGUGGACACUAUACCUGCCAAAGCCUUGGUGCUGGCGAGAUGGGUUGAAAAACACAAUGCAGGAAAUCUCGACGCCAUCACCCGUACCUUUAGGACGGAAUUGAUCGGUAAGACGAAAGAGGAGAUUGAUACUAUCAGGAAGUCUCGCAAGGAGAGGUUUGGGCAAGGACCUCGGAAGAACAACGGCAAAUCAAGAGACUAUGUUACUGAAUCGGAAAGUGAAGACGACAUGGAGGAUGUUGCACGCAUACCUGCUGAGGUUCUGGAUGACGAGGACGAUACUCAUGAAAGCGACGACGAUGUCAAGGAUGAUCAUCGGGCCCAGGAGGCUGGACACAGUGCCUCGGAGGAAGACGAAGAUCCUUCAGAAGUCACGCAGCAGGUGCCUGAUACCCAGUUCGAGGACACUGGGUUCGUCACAAGCGACGCAGAAAGCUUGAAAGGCAGCCCCAACAUGGCCCCCUCAGCUUUCAUGGACAAGCUCAAAUCCAGUGGCGGCAGCAGCAAGCGCAAGUCGAUCGGCUACGGUAAGAGGGACAGAGUGAAGGCGGAGAAGCGUCGAAGCAAAGCACACUGAAGCAUAAUGUACUUUUGCGAUCCAUCACGAACAUUGCCGACCUCGCGCUGGAUCAUGAAUGCGCGUGGGUUCAUCACGCUAAGACGGCCAUUUUUUCGCCUAUCGCUGGUCGUAGUCUGGGGAGCCUUACUAACGCGAACAUUGUACGGUAUUGCUGUAUACAUAUCCGUAGUUCAACUUCGAACAUGCCACCGGCGCGAUGUGCGAUUGA